AUGGAUUAUUCAUACUUCGCUCCGCCAACGCAACCAUAUCAAUUCUUUAGCCUGCCGGACAAGGCAGCCUCUUCGUACACACCACAGACUGAAGUCCACCAAGAUCCUCUCGACGCCUUCAAUGAUCCCUCCACUUUCCAAUUCUUCGACCAAAAUGCAACGUUCGACCCAACGCCUCAAUUUGCUCCACCGCCACCGCCUCCGGCCCCAUCUCAUUCCCCACCCAACCCCUCCAUACCAAGAAUUGCAUCAAUACCAAACAUGAUGAGGUACGACAGUUCAGGAUCAAUGCCCAACGAAACGAAUACAGAGGUCGACUUCGGCGAACAGCAAGGUGGCAGAGCAGGGAGUAGUGAUGACGAGAAGGACAAUCUCACACCCGCUCAGAGCAGGAGGAAGGCACAGAAUAGAGCAGCCCAGAGAGCUUUUCGAGAACGAAAAGAGAAGCAUGUCAAAGAACUAGAGCUGAAGCUCAAAUCAAUAGAGUCUCAAUAUUCGGACAAAGAGAUGGACUACGAGCGUUUGAAACGAGAGAACGACCGCCUCAAGACCCAGAUGGAGAUCUUGCGGGCAACAAGUACACUCAAGAGGUUGCCAGGCCAGCACCAACAGCAACAAUCACAGCGACAACGUCAGCCGAGCGAGGACUCGGCAGACUCUGAUGCUCUAGAGGCUGGCCCGAUGGUCUAUUCGCCCAGGACGUUCAACGCUGCCUUUGCAAACAAAGGAUCAAAUAUUGAUAUCCCCAUGUCACAUCGGAUCGAGGUGUCUUCAACAGGCGAGCGUUUACUUGCUACCGGCGCUGCGUGGGAUCUGAUACACAAUCACCCAUUAUGCAGACAGGGUAAGGUGGAUUUGGGCCAAGUAGUCGAUCGAUUACGAGGUAUUGCCAUAUGUGACGGCACAGGCCCUUCGUUCCCAGAAAGCGGCGUCAUAAAGGUUAUAGAAGAAAGCAUGGGUGUCCCAGGAGACGAGCUCAUUUGA
Bacidia gigantensis is the source of this 984-nucleotide messenger RNA. RefSeq lists its product as uncharacterized. Gene Ontology annotation, cellular component: RNA polymerase II transcription regulator complex. Gene Ontology annotation, molecular function: transcription cis-regulatory region binding; DNA-binding transcription activator activity, RNA polymerase II-specific. Lineage: Eukaryota; Fungi; Ascomycota; Lecanoromycetes; Lecanorales; Ramalinaceae. The record is from RefSeq and is a predicted model, not a curated record. Bases 1 to 984 code for a protein of 327 amino acids. The transcript is spliced from 3 exons.